Messenger RNA from Pomacea canaliculata, 11603 nucleotides. RefSeq names its product cadherin EGF LAG seven-pass G-type receptor 2-like. The transcript is spliced from 37 exons. Bases 433 to 9456 code for a protein of 3007 amino acids. Lineage: Eukaryota; Metazoa; Mollusca; Gastropoda; Architaenioglossa; Ampullariidae. The record is from RefSeq and is a predicted model, not a curated record. Gene Ontology annotation, cellular component: plasma membrane. Gene Ontology annotation, biological process: negative regulation of angiogenesis; G protein-coupled receptor signaling pathway; cell surface receptor signaling pathway. Gene Ontology annotation, molecular function: calcium ion binding; G protein-coupled receptor activity.
GACACGCAGGGGUUACCUUUGAGACAGUGCAGCCAUUUUGAAACCAGGGAUGACAGCAUGACAAUAAGCUGACAAGCAUGAGCCUUACAUUCCAGGACCACUACUGUAUCUUCAGGCACUGAAAAUCAAAUUUUUGAGACAAAGAUAAGCAUGUAGCCCGAACAUUUUUGCAGGAGAUCAGGCCCGUUAGGGUCAUUCGCUUCGAUUGUCAGUGCGCGGAGGGCGCGCGGCGGCGAGAUCGAGUCGUGCACAGCGGCGUUGGAAGCGACCAAGCAGCGCGGAAGGCUGCGUGUGUGACUCAAGCCUUGUCUUCCAAAAAGUUGAGUUCUAUCUUCGGACGACGAAGGCCCGCAGUGAGAGAAACUUUGUGUUUUCUCUCAGUUUACAUGAAGUUAGUAGUUGUGUUCGAGUCUCUAAACGCUACGUAGCGUCAUGGAGACAGAAAAUCGCGGUAGGUGCACGCUGUGUUCUCGCUGUCGCCCCGUGUCACAACAGAAGUGUGUUCAAAUGAGGAAGACAGCCCGUCGCGACAGAACUCUCCUCGAAUGGACGUUUGUUUGGAUGGUAGCACUACAGUGUUUUUCAGGUGUUGAAGCUUUGGAAGCACACAUACACCAUUCGGAUCCAGGAGGUGUGGUGCUAACCAACGCUUCAUUAGGUUCGAUGUGGUCGUACCACUUGCAGCAGGCCAGCGAGACUGCCCAGCGUCUGGUGCAGCUGGACUCGAGCACUGGACUCGUAUACUGGCGUGGUGCUGUUCCAUGUUCUCAGAUAAAAGAAAAUCCACUGCAUAUAACGCUACUGUCCAGGACAUGGCAUUUACAGCUGGAAUCGCAGAGAAAUUCCACAACUAUACCUUAUUCAGUAUUUGUUCAUGGCUGUUCCCACUCUCACAGAUCGUGGAAAUCCAGACGGGUGAAGCAGACCGUUCAUCAGCUAAAUGUAAGUGUGAAAGUAGAACAUUCACAGUGUAUUCCACCAUCAACAUCAUUGUUUCAUGUGACAGACUUUAUACCUCAGAGUUACCAGCAUUGCAUGGUUUUAGUGGGUGUUCCAUCAUCAGCACCAGUUAGAACAGAUCACAACAAUCUUAUCAUGUCAUCUGUGGAAAUAUGUUUUGUCAACAAUACAUUUGCUGUUGAUGCAUCUUUAUCCUUCAUGUGUGACAGCACCCAGAUGUUUCAUGUGCCAUUCCAGUUUAAUAUUCGUUAUGGACCUUAUUCGAAACUGAAUAUUCACAGACGAACCCGCAGAGCUGCUAAUAACAAACCAAGAUUUAGUUCCACUGAGUUCACAGCGAAUGUCAAAGAAGAACAGCCAGCAGGGAUCCAGGUGAUAACAAUAACGGCUGCAGACUCAGACUCUGAAGGAGCUGGCACAAUAACCUACAGUAUGAUUUCCAUGCGUGAUGAGAGAAGUCAGAACAUGUUUGCCAUCAACCCUCAGACAGGCACAAUAAACACCACAAAGGCAUUGGACAGGGAGCAGAUCAAAGCACACUACUUUUUAAUCAUUGCCACUGACCAUGGGGUGCCUCCAGAAUCAGCAAGUGCCUCUGUUACCAUCAUUGUUGAUGACAUAAACGACCAUCCACCAGUCUUUGAGACAAAUCAAUUCCAUAUUGAAGUUCCUGAGAACCGGGAUCCAGGGUACAGGGUUGUUACAGUCAUAGCAACAGAUCAAGAUGCACUCUCAAAUGCAGAAAUUCGUUACAGUAUUGUGAACCCUGAAAGUCCAAAUGAUGCUUUUAAGAUUGAUCCUGUGAAAGGUACAAUAUCAACCAUGACAAAGUUAGACCAAGAAACCCGGAACAGCUAUCGCCUCCUUAUUCAAGCAAUGGACCAGGGAGAUAUACGGGAUAGAAAGUCAGCAACAGCAACUGUUGAUAUCACUGUCUCAGAUGAGAAUGAUAACAAACCUGUCUUUUCUCAACCAUCAUACAUUGUGAAUUUAAGGGAAGACAGAGAACCAAGCACCACAGUGCCCAUCUUAAACAUCACAGCUACAGAUGCCGAUACAGGACAGAACGCAGAAAUUAGGUACCAGCUAUCAGGAAGUGCCCACGAUACAGAAAAAUUUAGCAUUAAUUCUGUAACAGGAGCUAUGUUUCUGGUGGGACCUCUUGACUAUGAAGAUACCAGAGAAUACAGACUUACGGUCAGGGCAGAUGAUCGGGGUGUCAAUCCACAGCGUGAAACAGCUAACAUUCUUGUGCAGGUACUUGAUGUCAAUGAUAAUGCACCAAAGUUUAUUGCAACACAGUAUGAGGGCUUAGUCAAGGAGAACUGUCCUGUAGACACAAGCAUAAUACAGGUGCAAGCAGUGGACUCUGACAGUGGCCAAAACAAAGAACUAACAUACAGAAUCCUAAGCAGUGACUCAAAUGUAACACUUCCAUUGGCUAUUGACAGUCAGACAGGAUUAAUUCGUACACGUGCACAAAUAGACCGUGAGACCCAAUCAGUGUACAAUUUUCAGGUGAUUGCUACAGAUAAUGGCACACCAAAGUUGUCAGCAUCUACCAGUGUCACAAUUAGUGUCCAGGAUGUGAAUGACAAUGCUCCAGUGUUUCAGUUACGAUCAUAUGAUGCUGCUGUUUCAGAAGAAGCCACGAUUGGUCAAGAAGUGAUACGAGUGCUAGCCGUAGAUGAUGAUGAAGGAGUGAAUGCACAAGUGCAGUACUCCAUAGUCAGUGGUAAUGAUGGAGAUGCAUUUCAGAUGAACCAGAAUGUAAAUGGAGGUGUGAUAACUGUGAAGAGGAAGUUAGAUGCUCGUCAGCAGCAGCGCUAUGUGCUUUCUGUGGCUGCCAAUGAUAAUGGUGGACACAGGGACACUGUUCAGGUGUUUAUCAAUGUUUCAGAUACAAACCGGUAUGAUCCAGAAUUCCAAAGUACUCCAUACCAGUUCUCUGUUGAUGAAGAUGUUGCUAUUGGGUCCAGCGUAUUUAAGGUUUAUGCCCUUGAUAGAGACAGGGGAGAAAAUGCUCGAAUCACAUACUCUAUGACUCCUGGAAAUCCUGCUUUUACCAUUGAUCCAAAUACAGGGGAUAUUUUUACUCGUGCUGCACUUGAUCGAGAAAGCUCGGCCAGGUACAUGCUGACUGUUACAGCCACAGACAACGGAAAACCUCAGAGAUCAGACACAGCUGACAUUGAUAUUAUCAUCAAGGAUGUAAAUGAUAAUAAGCCAGAGUUCACAGAGCAUGUGUACAACGGGGAAAUUUCAGAAGAUGCAUUAUCUCUAGAAAAGGUUCUUCAAAUUUCUGCAGUGGAUCGUGAUGAAGGAGCAAAUGGAGAUGUUUCAUAUACUUUUGAAGGUGGCAACGAUGGUAAUGGUGACUUUGUCAUUGACGAAACUCAAGGUAUUAUACGUGUGGCCAAACAUCUUGACCGUGAAAGAAUUGCCAGCUAUCACCUUGUUGCAAUUGCUCAUGACAGAGGCACUCCUCCUCUGUCUACCUCUGUUGAAAUCUUUAUCAAAAUUGAUGAUGUGAAUGAUAAUCAUCCUCAGUUUGAAAGUGACGUAAUCAAUGUCUACAUUGAUGAGAAUAGCCCCAUUGGCUCCACCGUGGCACAGAUCACAGCCACAGAUCCAGAUGAAGGACAAAAUGCUGUUGUGGAAUAUUCUUUCGAUGGGGGCCCUGAUGUGGAUUCUUUCCAACUAGCAGAGAGAAUGGGAGAUCCAGCCAUAAUCAAAACAAUGAUUCCACUGGAUUAUGAGUCUGACAAGAAAAAAUAUGAAGUGGUUCUGAGAGCAGCCUCAGGCACACAGUUCUCCACAGCCAAAGUAUUCAUUAAUGUACGUGAUGUCAAUGACAAUCCACCCAUUCUUAAGGAUUUCUCUAUCAUCUACAAUAACUUUGGGGGCAGCUUUCCUACCAGUGCCAUUGGGCGCAUUCCAGCCUUUGACCCGGAUGUCUCAGACCAGGAGUUACUGUCUUACCAGAUCUUGUCUGGGAAUGACGCCAGCCUCCUGCAUCUAAACACCUCAUCGGGCCAGAUAACGCUAGAUCCUCGGCUGAACUCAGAUGUCCCAAGGAAUGGAACAUUUCUUAUCAGUGUGUCAGAUGGCCUAAAUGUGGUAAAGGCAACAUGCAGACUGUCUGUUCGUCUGGUAACUCCAGAAAUGCUGCAAGACAGUGUCACUAUUCGUUUGGACCGUAUGACCCAAACAGCAUUUUUAUCUUCCUUGCUAAAGUUUUUCGCUGAUGCUUUGGCCAGUAUCUUCCGAACCGAUAGUGCCAACAUUUUUAUCAUCAAUAUUGAGGAUGAUACGGAUGUGGCACCAGCCCAGAUCCUCAAUGUGUCAGUGUCAGUGCGCAAAGGAAGCAUUUCUGUGCAGGGGCGAACCCAAGAUGUCUUCUAUCCACCAGAGUACCUCCGAGAAUACAUAUACCUCUACCGUACUUUGCUGGCCAACUUGUCAGCCCUUCAGGUAUUGCCAUUUGAUGACAACCUUUGUCUCCGAGAGCCUUGUGCCAACUUUGCAGUAUGCCUUUCCACUGUUAACAGUGGUCAGGCUAAACCCUUUAUCUCAUCUGACACUGUUAUGUUCCGCCCCAUCCACCCAAAUAAUGGUUACAAAUGUGAAUGUCCUCAUGGUUUUGCAGGAAUGAUGUUAGCAACUGAUUGCGACACAGAGGUAGAUCUGUGCUAUUCUAUGCCAUGUGCCAAUGGAGGAACAUGCAUUCCACAUGAGAGUGGAUAUGUUUGUCAAUGCACGCAAGAUUUUCAAGGUCCCAACUGUAUGGUAAACUUAACAUCCAAGUUUGAUGCAGUGAGCUGCCCUCAGGAUUUCUGCAAACUCCCUUCUGUGUGUGUUCCUUUGAUCAAGGGAGGAUUUCGUUGCAGUGGUUGCCCUGACAGUGAUAACUUUGAUGAGUUUUGUCGAUUAAGGACUCGCAGUUUCAAAAAUGGAUCAUACCUGACAUUUCCUUCUCUCAAAAAGAGGAAUGGCUUUACCAUCCAUCUGAGGUUUGCUACGCUUGAAAGGAAUGGGCUUCUGUUGUAUAAUGGGCGCUUCAAUGAAAUGCAUGACUUUAUUGGUCUUGAGAUCUUGGAUAGUCAAGUUAUCUUCUCUUUCUCACUGGGCGAAAACAUAAGCAGAGUGUCGACUUACAUACCUGGUGGCGUUAGCACUGGAGAAUGGUUUCCUGUUACAAUUCAGUACCAUCAGAGGAAUGCGACAUUGACAGUUGGCAGUGGCUGUGAUACAAACAUUGCCAUCCUGUAUGGUGAUAGACUGGGUAACUACUCUUGUGCAGCGAGAGUUACACACAGCCUCCCUGACAGAUGUGACAAUCCGAUCGAAUCUUGUCACCGACUGGUGGAUUUGACUGGACCAUUACAGCUAGGUGGACUCCCUUGGGCUCCACACACAGGCCAGGUGUCACAAAAAGAUUUUAUUGGCUGCAUCAGUGAUGUUUAUAUUGACAAUGAACUUCUGGAUCUCAACUCUUCGAUUGUGAAUAUUCUUACUGAUGUGGGAUGUCCUUACAAGGAAACACACUGUCAGUCUUCUCCAUGUACCUUUGCUGGAAAGUGCCAAGAGGGAUGGAUAACAUUCACCUGUGAUUGCCCAGAGAUGAGAGGUGGCAAAGACUGCAGCCAAGAAAUUGAAAGAUCACGGCAGCUGAAGGGAAAUGGGUACCUGACCUAUGACAAGAUUCUGCAGAGUGUGGUAAACUACCCUUGGUACAAUGGCAUUGCCUUUCGCACUCGAGCAAAUUCUGGGGCACUUAUGCAAGUGAUACUAAACAUCGGACAAGUCAGAUUGCAGAUUGUGAAUGGCUAUAUUCAGUACACCUACAAAGAGAACACGUUGAUUAUGGACAGCAUCAAAGUGAAUGAUGGGCUGUGGCAUUAUGUGGAAGCCCGCUGGUAUCCAGGGCGCAUGGAGAUUCUACUUGACUAUGGCCAGAGACAGAAGUCCUUAGGAUUGACGGUGUCAGUGAGUGGCAGUGAAGUUCAGCUUGUUUAUGUCGGAGGUCUGCGGGAGGCAAAUGGACCAAUCACAGAAAACUUUGAAGGAUGUGUCAAGGAUAUACGUGUUGGCAACAACCUCAAUGCUUUGUUGAGCAAUCCUUCAGCAUCCCCCAAUGUGGAGAGCGGAUGUAGUAUCCCCAGCAAGUGCAGUCCUAAUCCAUGUGGACCCGGCACUUGCCAGGAUCUCUGGGGGGAUUAUGAAUGCCAGUGUCCUCCAGGUACCAUCAAACCUCGCUGUGAAAACGUCUGCAGUAUGUACAACCCCUGUGAAAACUGGGCUGAGUGUAAGCACCCUUCAGUGGGGGAGAGCACUUAUACUUGUGAGUGUGGUGUCCGACAAAGUGGUCGAUACUGCGAACAAAUGUCCCCCCUGACAUGCCCAGCUGCCUGGUGGGGUGACCCUAUAUGUGGCCCAUGUAACUGUGACCAGAGUCGAGGCUUUGAAUCAAACUGUGACAAAAAGAACGGGACUUGCAAAUGCAAGGAGCUCCAUUAUCAGCCAUCAGGUGAGGACAAGUGCUACCCAUGUGACUGCUACCCUGAAGGGUCGGUCAAUCAGUCAUGUCACCCUUACACAGGCCAGUGUUCAUGUCAAGAGGGGGUGAUUGGCCGGCGCUGUGACCAGUGUGACAGCAUCUUUGCAGAAAUUAAUCUGAAAACACACAAAUGUCAAGUCAUGUCAUAUGACAAAUGCCCUCGGAGCUAUGCCAGAGGCAUUUGGUGGGAUCCCAUUGACUUUGGGGAGAUGGCUAUUCAGGACUGCCCAUCUGGAUCCUCAGGAAGUGCAAAAAGAAAGUGUACAGAAGAAAAGAGCUGGCUGGAGGCUGACUUGUUUAAUUGUACCAGUGACAAUUUCACACGUCUCACACAGCAGCUGGAUGAUUUCAAGAAUGGGAUUAUCAGCCCUUACAUUGCUGACCUUGCAAUUGAAUUGCUGAAAAAUGCCACCAAUACUACUUACCCCUUGUAUGGAGGUGAUAUUGUCAUGACACUGGAGUUUAUUAGAGAGGUGUUGGACUACGAGAACCAGCAGACUGGUCUAGGGUUGGUCAGCCAGCAGUACCGGGACUUUGUGCAGCAACUUGUUAUUGCACUGAGCAAUAUAACCAGUCUCAACAAUCAAGAUUUCUGGCCCAGAGUCAAUGAGGUUCACAAUGGGUCUGCCAAUCUGCUGCAGCAGUUAGAGAAAUACCUCGUUAAGAUUGCUACUGUCAUGCCACAGGCACAGUCCAGUCCCUUUGAAGCAGUCUCUGAGAGCAUAGUGUUGGGAGCAGACUGGAUGUCUGUCUACAAUUUUUCUGGUCGUCCUAUGCCCAAAUAUGAUAACAACAUCAAUGAGGGAUCUGCAGAUGACUUUGCCAACAUUGUCUUGCCAUCAUCAUUAUUUUCUGGAAGGACACAAGAUUCCAAGAGUUAUUUUGGCUAUGCUAUUUAUCACACUCUUGGCAAGCUUAUCGAAGUGAAUGCAGACAGUUCUGUCAAGGUCACAGGCCGUCCGCUGACAGUGAAUGGACCUAUGUUCACAUUCGUGGUAGUAGAGCAGGGACAACUGCGGUCUGGCAAAUUGUCAGAACCUGUAUACGUACGCCUCAAGCUAAAGGACCCAAAAAACACCACCAAUCUACAGUGUGCUGUGUGGUCCUCUAAUGGAAGGAAAGGAAUUUGGUCAGCUGCAGACUGCUCAGUGUCAGACACAGACUGUCAAGUGAGAUCAGACUCCGAUGCCUGCCAAGAGGUGUACAUUACCUGCAAGUGUUAUCACCUGUCAACAUAUGCCAUCAUAGUUGAUCUCGAAGAUGGUUCAGCUUUACGAGCUGCUGUAGUGCAGGUGGAGGUAUUCACCUACACAUUUGUCAGUUUGUCCCUGGUCCUACUGUUCGUGGCCUUCUUCAUUCUCAUCUCCUACAAGCGGCUGCAGUGCAACUGGAACAGCAUCCAUAUCAACCUCGUCUUUGUAGUGUUCAUCUCAGAAAUGGCAUUUAUCAUUGGCAUCAACCGCACCAACCCUGAGUUGUUCUGUCGUUUAGUGGCCAUUUCUCUCCAUUACUUCUACAUGGCAGCAUUCUCAUGGCUGUAUGUUGAGGUGCUUCACAUUUACCGCUUGUUGACAGAAAAACAGACAAUUAAUUAUGGCUCCAUGAAGUUUUACUAUCUCUUGGGAUAUGUUAUUCCUGGCAUCAUUGUAGGCCUAGCUGUGGGACUGAAUACAGAUGGUUAUGGGAAUGACAGUUUCUGCUGGCUAGAGACUUCACAACUCUUCAUCUGGAGUUUUGCUGGGCCCAUUUUGGUGAUUGUUGUGUUAAACAUCAUCACCUUCAUGCUUGCCAUGGAGGCAAGCUGUAGAGAGAAGGUUGCUGUGUCUGAUGUCAGCUCUGUCAGGUUGGGCCUUUUAGCAGCCAUUUUGCUGCUUCUGCUUUUGAGCAUCACAUGGGUCCUGGGCUUGUUGACUGUGAAUUAUGGCAUCACUGCUUUGGGUUACGUCCAUGCCUUUUUCCUGUGCAUUCAGGGCACAUUCCUGUUCAUAGUCUACAUCUUGUUGGCCCAUAAGGUGCGCCUGUGCCUAAAGAGUACAUGGUAUAGGCUGCAGGGGAAGAAACUUAACCUGGAUGAAAGCCUGAAGGGAACUCGAAGCAGCAUUACCUCUUCUCGCUUGCCAUUGUUGUCCCAGCGAUCAGCACUGGCAUACAGAAACGACAUGUCGUCGCCAGAAGGUGGCCAUCGUGUCAAUGUGGGUAUCUCUACCACUUCUACAACAUCUAGUUCAAGUCGCUAUGGGCCACCACGGUUUAAGGGAGAAGACUUCGGGCGCAGCACCAGUAGCUCCACAUCUGGUCAUGGUCCUUCAAGCUCUGGUUAUCCACCCAAUACAGGCAUUGCUCCUUACGGCUUCAAUCCUGCUACUGGAGAGGCUUUGCCUGAAGAAGAAUAUGAAAGGGAGUCACCCAGCAAACCUAGAGGUAAUGAUUCUGAUUCUGAUAGCGAUGCAUCAGCAGACAGAAAUAGUCUGGACCUGGCCUCCAGUCAUUCUUCGGAUGAUGACGAUGAAUUUGAGAUAGGUCCACCCUGGGAUCAACAAAUACCUAAAAGUAAAGCAGUUGAAAAAGCCCGUGAACAGCUAGAGAAGCGUAAGAAAGAAAGGGAGAGAGAGCGUCUUGGAAACAAUAAUACAGACCAGCAGUGGGUGGACAGCAGCCAGGUAGAUGUGGGAAUGGAUCAUGAUCCUCCUCCCACCUCCCGACCCCACAUGUCCAGCGUACCUCCGGACGUCACUCUUCCGGCGUCCUCUGAACGCACAGCGAGGAAGGUUACAAUUGUCCCACCUGUGAGGUCAGACAGCCUGCAAAAUAAUUAUACCAGCAGCAGUAAUGUGCCAUCAGAAAUGGCCACUUCUGGACGUGUCAAAGUGCAAGUUCUUACACACAAUGGCAGUCUGUCAUCAGACUCUGAAUCGAGUGAUGAGACCAAUGUGUGAAAGACGUUAGUGUUAUAUUUGUCACCCUACUUGAAAUGUGCAUGGAACUUAGCAUUUAUGACUGGUAAUGGUGCAACUUAACAGUUUUGUGAAACCAAUGGUGUGCCCAAAGUGCAGCUUCAUUCUGACUUGGGGAUUGAGGAACAGGUUCAGUGUAGCUUAUGCUGCAGGAAGUAGUUCUGAGGAAGCAAAACAUGACUGGUUUUUCACUUAAAAUUUGACAAGAAGCCUACUCGGACGUGAAAUAAAUUAGUUUACGGCUAGCUGUUGCUGGCCUAGUACAUGAAUAUGCCGUGCAUCAACACGAGCACCGGUGACCAGGAACACGAGAGUGGAACAGCCUGGUGCAUCACCUAAAGGUGGUAGCAGUGUAAAAGUGACUUAAGCGAUCAAGAUUAGACACAGAGAUAUAAAACAGAGUCUUUAUUAUUCAGCUGAAGAACUUUGAGCUUUGUGUCAACACACUAGCAUUGGCAAUGGCCUUUCAUUGUCAUGUAACCAGUCACUGCCUGUUGAUUGAGUAAUGAUCGGAAUUAUAGGCAGUGAAUACCUUAGGUGCAGCAUUGAAACAAACAUGCUACUAAUGGAACUCUGAAAAAUCUUAAGGUACUCAUAAACUGGAAAAGUUCUGGCUAUAUAUAAAAAAAAUCACAUAAACAAUCAAAGGUUGUGAAGGAGAUUUUAUACAUUUCAGUUAUUUUGUGUUUUUGUGACAUAUCACAAAUUAUACAGGCCUCAGCAGUACAUGUGAUUCUGUCCAUAUUUCUUUGGCUGCAUUGAGUUGUGCAAAGGGCUAAUAAUCUUUGUAAUCAUUCAAGAUCACUCAUUCAGGAAGUAAACUGUGAAAGAUUUGUUAAAGGAAAGAGAGUGAUCCAAAACAUCAUGCAGAUUUGAAAGUAAAGCCUGAUCUUUGAGGUAAACAGGGAGUUUGGUCAGAUGUGUUCUCUCUUAAUUUUUUUGUUCCUAAAAUAUUUCCAUUGUAGACUGUAAGGUAAAGAGAUCAUCGUACCCAAAGCAGUUAAGGCUCCCCAGGGGUCGUUCACAAAAUGCAAUUGAACAGUCAUCAAAAGAAGGAAAGCAAGUAACCAGUCUAGCUUGUCACAUCCCUUUCUCCAAGCUUAAAAAAAUCUUUGAAGUAAGAGGUAGUUAAAACUAUGCAGCCAUUUAGAAAGGGAAUAUGUUGUGUGCUUUUUUUUUUUUUUAGGAAUUAUACUAUUUGCAUAAACUAUCAUGGCUAUUUAGACUCACAGAAUGAAUUAAAAUUGUCUUCAUUUAUCUUCAUCAAAAUUGACUAAUGUUUUAAAUCAUAGAGCAAGCUGUUAAUGUUGAAAAACUGUCCUGACUGGUUAAUCAGCUUUCUUUACAAAGAAAAAUAACUAUAGACAUUAUGAAAUCAAUUUAAAUUUAUCUUCUGAAAGAUGGAUAAUGAAAAAUAUUGAGAGGUCAGUUUAAAACUGAUUAUGUUUUCUUUUAAAUAUUAAACCAUGAUCCAUGAUUAAGAACUCAUCAUCUAAGAAGUAUCAUGUGCAAGAUGCUACGUUUAAAGCAGACUAUUGCACUUGGUUUGCUAAUAAAGUUCAGCAGAGGAGAAGCAUAAUGAGAUUGGAAUAGGUUUUUGAAGCUGCUCUUUCGUGCAUGCAGGAUUUGUUGAAAAGAUGCUUUCCUAACUUUUUUUUUUGGUAGCGUUUGUGGAAUCUUGACAUUAGACUUUGUUUGUUUCUACCCAUCUUGGUGCCCGCAGCUCAUGACGUUAACUGACAUGAAUUCUUAGCAAGGUGGGUCAUUUUGUCUGGCUUCAGCAUCAUGUCUGACCCACAAGUUUAUGCUGAAUUUCUUGCUGGAGAAUUGAGUGUUGCAGAAAAAAAUCCCAGGUUGAUACAAUUUGUAAUUUAGCAUAUCCUGUUGGGAAUUAAGAUUUGCUACACAGUUAAUGGUGGAAGAGGGGGAACAGACAGAGCAAGAAUUCUUUACUUCCUAAUUAAAAACAGAAAUACAAAUGAACAAUUAGCACUUGAUAGUUUUCUUGCAGGUUUACUUUAAGGACACAAGUGAAAGUUGAACCUUUUCAUGAUAGCAAUGUUAAAAAUUUCAGAAAGACGUGCAUAAAGUUGUUUGCUUUUAAGUUUUGACAGAAACAUUUGCAAAUA